CCCGAGUGAGCUGACCGCUGUUUGUGUUGUGGUAACUUUUUCUCUAAAUACGGAUAUUAAUGGAAUGUUUUCUUAAUUCUGAAGCCAAAUUCCGAUCGAUGAGGAAGCCAUCGAACGUUUUGCUACUCAACUUAUCUGUCACAGACCUCAUUCUGUCGUUAUCGACGUUACCAGUGCUAGGCGUUGCCAGUCUGAGGCAGGCUUGGGUGUUUGGGGAAUCAGGUUGUUUGCUAUACGGCUUCAUUGGUUCUGUCACUAGCAUCGUUUCUAUCACAACUCUAACUAUGAUCGCUAUUGAGAGGAGUAUUGUCAUUACAUUUUCCAGGAAAGUAACAUUGAAACAAUUAAUCAUGGCGAUUCAAUUCACUUGGAUUUAUGGAAUAUUUUGGGCGACUAUGCCUUUGGCUGGCUGGGGACGAUACAUCAUCGAAGGAAGUCGAAUCUCCUGCACAUUCGACUUCCUUUCACGGGAUACUUUAUACAAAUCAUUUGUGAUAUCUUUACAAACUUGCGUUUUCUAUGUACCCGUCAGUCUCAUAAUGUUCUCUUACGCUUCAAUUUUCGUGAAGGUUAGUCGCAACGAACGCGAGAUGGAUAGAUUAAAAAAUACACAACAACUCUGGAGAAGUAGUCGUUUUAACAUAGAGAUAAAGGUAGCGAAAACAGCACUUGUGAUUACGAUGGUGUUUUGUUUGUCCUGGUUGCCAUACGCUGUUGUAGCACUAAUUGGUAGCUUUGGGAACAUUCAGCUGAUCACUCCAUUAACUUCAGCUAUUCCCGGAUUUUGUGCUAAACUUUCUACGUCAAUCAACCCUCUCAUAUAUGUUCUUUUAAAUGGAAAGUAUAGGAGCAAAUUAGGAAAGGAUUUCAGAUCAAUGCUUAGGUGUGUUUGCCCGUCAACGUAGUGGAAACAGGUUAUAUAUUCGAGAGGA
This is a messenger RNA of Mizuhopecten yessoensis (Yesso scallop), 932 nucleotides long. Its product is annotated as rhodopsin-like. Gene Ontology annotation, biological process: G protein-coupled receptor signaling pathway. The record is from RefSeq and is a predicted model, not a curated record. The transcript has 3 exons. Gene Ontology annotation, molecular function: neuropeptide Y receptor activity. Lineage: Eukaryota; Metazoa; Mollusca; Bivalvia; Pectinida; Pectinidae. Bases 60 to 905 code for a protein of 281 amino acids. Gene Ontology annotation, cellular component: membrane.